Zophobas morio is the source of this 8639-nucleotide messenger RNA. RefSeq names its product CREB-binding protein-like. Lineage: Eukaryota; Metazoa; Arthropoda; Insecta; Coleoptera; Tenebrionidae. Gene Ontology annotation, biological process: positive regulation of transcription by RNA polymerase II. Gene Ontology annotation, molecular function: histone acetyltransferase activity; chromatin DNA binding; transcription coactivator activity. The transcript is spliced from 17 exons. Gene Ontology annotation, cellular component: histone acetyltransferase complex; transcription regulator complex; nucleus. The record is from RefSeq and is a predicted model, not a curated record. The coding region runs from base 945 to 8129 and encodes 2394 amino acids.
CUUUUUCUUAUCACAGUCGAAAAAAUCUUCUCCGCCAUUCGCAGUACUCGAGCAAAAUCCGCCCGUCUCGCUCUCGAUCUACUUCUUGUGCGUUCGCCCCCCGGUGUUAUUGUUCUGUAUCAUUCCACGCGUCCGCUAUCAUCCAUCUUCCAGCGUCGCCGCGAAGAGCGUAAAAAGCUGCGUUUCGCACUUGCCGCAUCCUCCCGGUCCGGAAGUUCCGGUAUCUUGAAAUAAAUGUCGCAAUGUUUAUUUACUCGCCAUCUCUGCCGGCCGCUAUAUAAAGGUGCCCUGCUGUCAAAACACGGCUUUGUUGGUGCGCGAUUUGGUCUCAGUUGUUUUCAGCGUCAAGGUUCUCCGUUCGGGCGACUCCGGCGUGACGUCACUCGUGACGCCGAGCGCUGCGUCACGUCGUGUUUUCCGGGAGCAGCCGACCAAUCCCGCGCCGAACUACGGUCACGUGCGCGCCGUCCGCCAAUGACGACGCGGCUUCGCCGUAAUAGAUGGUACAUUUCUGACAAGCGUAGAAAAAGUUUCAUCAACAGCCGCCAUUUUGCCUGUUUGAGAACGCGUUGAAUUUCGUAUGAAUUCCGCAAACCGUGGGGUCGUAUGUGAAUCAAAGGGGUGUCUUUCGGUCGGACGCGGCGUCUGAUGCUGGUGUGGUGGUCGCGAGACGCAGUUGCUUGUUAGAAGAGGGUGCCCAGGUGCGUGGUGUAGCGGAUCAUUGUGCCGUCCGACGGAAGAUGGUGAGAGGCAGCGCGAGUGCGAUCGGCCAGUCAGAGUGAGUCCAUGAUGGCCGAUGGGUGACUGCCCCAAUAUGUGCCUUGUGAGAUGCGUCGGCCCUCGGACACCGGCUGCAGGGACUGUUUGGCGCCCGUUCUCGCGAUUCGCCGCCGCCGCGACGCGUAAAUAGUGCAGUGCUCUCGCGAACAGGACUGCCGAGUGCCAUGGCCGACCAUCUCGUCGAUGGGCCGCCGAGCGCCAAACGGCAGAAGCUGGACCCCUUCCAGGGGCCCUCGGACUCCUCAGCUUACAACUACCCCUUGGGCUCCACGCAGGGCCUGGCGGCGGCAGUGGGUGGCGGUGUCUCCAAUCCGGCUCAGCAGCAGUGGAACCUGUGCCACCAGCAAAAUGUGCUUUCGAAUAUGGACAUGUUCGAUCUCGAGAACGACCUCCCCGACGAGCUAAUGACGCCGCCGACGUCGUGGACCAUGUCGGACAACAUGGGCAACAGCAAGCCGCCGCCCCACGGCCCCGGCCCCGGGACGCUCCAGAACGGCGGCAUCGACGGCGGCGACAACAGCAGCAGUUUAAGACAGAUACAGCUCAACAUGUUACAGGGCAAUAAGAAUUUGAUAGGAAGCGCCUUGGCGAUGGCCAGCGGACAGCUGGGGAGCAAGAGUCCCAAUAUGCAGUCGCCGCCGAACGUCUCGGUGGCGAAGGGGAACGUCGUCGAAAUGAACCUGAGCAGCCUGCCGUCGAGCAUCUCGAAUAAUGCCGGGCUGCAGUCGAUGGCGAAUAAUGGGACUUCGCCGCAGAUUAUGAGUUCGAUACAAGGGAUGAACAAUAGCGCUGGUGGUAAUAUGAUUAUGACCAACAGUAGCAUGAGCACGAUGGCGGGAAUGGCCGGAGGAGGAUUAGUCGUUAGCAGUACGGUAAACAAACCGUUAACUAACACGACGAACAUGAUGGCACCGGGCCAACCCCAUCAUCCAGGAAAUCAUACAGUACCUCAACAGCCCAUGCAGAACGGCCCGAUGUUGAACCGCGUGCCAAUCGGGCACCUUAACGCCCGAGCCCCGGGCCCCCACGGCGUCCACCCCCUCGGUACGCGAAUGCAGGCGCCGGGGAUGAUGCAACUCAGCAGCGCCGUCGGCCAGGGCAUGCCUGGAAAUACUCCAUAUUCAUAUCCAAACGCCGGACCUCAGGGUGUGGCCACUCCUCAACCUCACGGGAAUAAACUAGGACUUCCUCAGACGAGGUUCGGGGGACCCGCGGGCCCCAGCAGCGAGGGCGGCAUGGCCCCCACGCAGCUCCCCGCCCCCUCGCCCGCCCAGCCCCAGUCCGGAGCGCCGUCGGGCUCGCAGCCCGGCCCGCAGACGGCGACGCAGAACCAGGGCACGGGACCGCCGCCAUCCUCGACGGACCCCGAAAAACGCAAGCUGAUCCAACAACAGCUGGUGUUGUUACUGCAUGCGCACAAGUGCCAGAGACGCGAGUCGCAGGCGAAUGGUGAAGUGUGGCAGUGCAAUCUGCCCCACUGCAAGACGAUGAAAAACGUACUGAAUCACAUGACGACGUGUAACGCCGGAAAGAGCUGCUCAGUAGCUCAUUGUAGUUCCUCAAGACAGAUCAUAAGCCAUUGGAAACAUUGCACGAAGAUGGACUGCCCGGUCUGCUUGCCACUGAAGCAGGCCGACAAGAAUCGAAAUAAUAACCCGAACGCGACUGCUAACCCGCCUCAAAGUACUCAGUCAAUAAAUCCAUCGGCGACGGACAUGCGAAGGGCGUACGACGCCCUGGGCAUCCAGUGUCCUACGACCGGUGCCGGUGCGACCCCCACCGGAUUAAUUCCGAACGCGGGCCAGCAACGAUCCUGCAUAAGACUCCCAAUCGCGGGCGGCCCCAACAUGGCCGCGAGCCUCGGCGUCCGCGCCAUGCCCCCGUCGAGCGUCCAGCCCGCCCCCAACGUCAGCCUGCCCCUCGGAAGCGACUCCGCUUCGAACACAAACCAAGGCGUCAGCCAAACCGCCGCGAAUCUCCAGCAGAGCGUCUCCAACGUGAUCUUCGGACUGACGAACGACGCGGCGGGCCAAGGCCUGGUGGGACCCGGCGGCCUGCAAGCCGGCCAAGUGACGGCCUCACCUGUACAAGGGACCAAAGAGUGGCACCAGUCAGUCACGCCCGAUCUCAGAAACCACCUGGUGCACAAACUAGUACAAGCGAUUUUCCCCACGCCCGACCCCCAAGCCAUGCUGGACAAGCGCAUGCACAACCUCGUCGCGUACGCCCGCAAGGUCGAGGGCGACAUGUACGAGAUGGCCAACUCCCGCUCCGAGUACUACCACCUCCUCGCCGAGAAGAUCUACAAAAUCCAGAAGGAGCUCGAAGAGAAACGCCAGAAGCGCAAGGAGCAGCAGCUGCUGCACAACCAGCCGCCGCAGAUCCGGCCGGCGCUCCAGGGCGCCGCGUCGGGGGUGGCGCGGCCGCCCGGCGUCGGCGCGCUUCCCCAGCAGGCGCAGCCGAGCCUCCGCAGCGGCUCGCCGGCCCUCGGCGGACUCGGCGCGCUCAACCAGGCCGGCGGCCGCCUGUUCGUGCAGAACGCCGCCGCGCCGCAGAGCAACCAGCAGCCCAACGUGGUGGGGCUUCCGGGGCCGAGCCCGACGGCCUCGAGCAACCCGGGGCUGUCGCCGUUCGGCGCGAUGGGCCAAGGGGGUCCAGGCAGCGCGGCGCCCUCCACGUCCACCGGGAACCAGUUCGUCGCUUCCAACGGGCCGGUCAGCCUGCCGCAGGCGUCGCCGGCCAGCUCCACGCAGCAGCAGGCGCAGCAGUUCAACGACAUCAUGAAGAGCCGGCUGGCGCCGGCGCCGUCGCCGUCGGCCUUCGGCCUCCAGUCGCAGACUAUGACGCAGCAGAGUCAAGGACAAGUCAAUAACAAUAUCAACACGACUCGAAUAUCGGCGACGCCGAACUCCGAAUCGGUCACGACGCCCCACGCCACCGGGCCCAAGUCGGUCAGCUCGUCGAGGGGGCCGUCGCCAGCGCCGGCCACGCCGGUGCAGUCUUCGCCAGCGACGGCAGCUAGUCUGGAAUCAGUGCAAGGAAGAUAUCUUAAAUUUCUAUGGUUCAAAAUGCAUGGCAAAGGAAUGAGUAGCGCCGAACGAGCGGCCCAAAACGCUCCCCGCCAAUCGUCAAUGUCUUCGCAAAUGGCCGCCAUAACGGCCGCCCACGAUCGAGAAGACGAUUCUCCAUCGCCGCCGCCGAAUAGCAUCAAAGGUAAACUAGAUCAAAUCAAAGAAGAGAACUCCAUGGAUGUUAAACACAUCAAACAAGAAGUCGACGACGAACAAAGCCAAAGCGAAGGUGGUAAGAACAUCAAGAAUGAAAUCAAAAUGGAAAUCAAAACCGAGAUCAAGUCGGAACCGAUGGACGAUUGCGAGCCGAAGAUUAAAGAAGAAAUCCACGUGAAGGAGGAACAAGGGGUUGCGGAUAGCUCGAUCGACGUCAAACCAACGAUCUCGGACGGUUCUCUGGUACCGAUGGGUUGUAGCAGUAGCGGCGCCAACAAACAUAGGAAAUGCAUUUUUAAAUUUGACGAGCUUCGGCAGAAACUUAUGCCCACUUUGGAGAAGUUGUACCGGCAAGAUCCGGAGAGUUUGCCGUUUAGACAACCGGUGGACCCGCAGACUUUGGGGAUACCGGAUUAUUUCGACAUCGUGAAGAGACCUAUGGAUUUGUCGACGAUUAAGAAGAAGUUGGACUUGGGGCAGUACACGGAUCCGUGGGAGUACGUUGACGACGUGUGGUUGAUGUUUGACAACGCGUGGUUAUACAACAGGAAAACCAGCAGAGUUUACCGGUACUGUACAAAACUGUCUGAAGUGUUCGAGAUGGAGAUAGAUCCGGUGAUGCAGUCGAUGGGGUACUGUUGCGGCCGGAAGUACACUUUCAAUCCACAAGUUUUGUGUUGUUAUGGGAAGCAGCUGUGCACGAUUCCAAGGGACGCCAAAUACUACAGCUACCAGAACAGUCUUAAAGCGUAUGGACUCGGAUCCGACAGAUAUACCUUCUGCCAGAAGUGCUUCAACGACAUCCAAGGCGAUACGGUAACGCUAGGAGACGACCCCACGCAAGCCCAAACAGCUAUAAAGAAAGACCAGUUCAAAGAGAUGAAGAACGACCAUCUCGAGAUGGAAGCGUUCGUCCACUGCACCGACUGCGGCAGGAAGCUCCACCAAAUCUGCGUCUUACACAACGAAAACAUCUGGACGCAGGGCUUCACCUGCGACGAGUGCCUGAAGAAGAAGGGCCAGAAACGUCGCGAGAACAAGUUCAACGCGAAGCGGCUGCCCGCGACCAAGCUCGGCGCGUACAUAGAGAACAGAGUGAAUAACUUCCUCAAGAAGAAGGAGGCCGGCGCCGGCGAGGUGUCGAUCCGCGUGGUGUCGAGUUCGGAAAAGAGUGUCGAAGUGAAACCGGGGAUGCGGUGUAAGUUCGUCGAGACGGGCGAACUGGCGCCCGACUUCCCUUACAGAGCGAAGGCACUUUUCGCGUUCGAGGAGAUCGACGGCGUGGACGUUUGCUUCUUCGGAAUGCACGUGCAGGAGUACGGGUCCGAGUGCCCGCCGCCGAACACCAGACGCGUCUACAUCGCGUAUUUAGACUCGGUGCACUUUUUCAAACCGAGACAGUUCAGGACUGCCGUCUAUCACGAGAUUCUGCUGGGUUACAUGGACUAUGUGAAACAGUUGGGUUACACCAUGGCGCACAUAUGGGCGUGUCCUCCGUCGGAAGGCGACGACUAUAUAUUCCAUUGCCACCCGGUCGAACAAAAAAUACCCAAACCUAAGAGACUUCAAGACUGGUACAAGAAGAUGUUGGAUAAGGGGAUAAUCGAACGAAUCGUUCUGGAUUACAAGGAUAUUCUUAAGCAAGCGAUGGAGGAUAACCUGCGCUCGGCGGCCGAUCUUCCGUACUUCGAGGGCGACUUCUGGCCGAACGUGUUAGAAGAGAGCAUCAAAGAGCUGGAUCAGGAAGAGGAAGAAAAGAGGAAACAAGCGGAGGCGGCGGAAGCCGCCGCAAAUGCCAUCUUCUCGCUUACGGAAGAGUGCGAGACGGGACCCGACGGCAAGAAGAAAGGUCAGAAGAAGGCGAAGAAAAGCAAUAAGUCGAAAGCGAACCAACGAAAGAACAGCAAGAAGUCGAACACGCCGCAGACCGGAAACGAUUUGUCGGCGAAAAUUUUCGCCACGAUGGAGAAGCAUAAAGAGGUGUUCUUCGUGAUUCGGCUGCAUUCGGUGCAAUCGGCAGCGAGUUUAGGGCCGAUCCAAGAUCCCGACCCCUUCAUCAACUGCGACCUAAUGGACGGCCGCGACGCCUUCCUCACCCUCGCCCGCGAAAAACACUACGAAUUCUCGUCAUUGCGCCGCGCCAAAUUCAGCACCAUGUGCAUGCUCUACGAACUCCACAACCAGGGCCAGGACAAGUUCGUCUACACCUGCAACCACUGCAAAGGCCACGUCGAGACGCGCUACCACUGCACCGUCUGCGACGACUUCGACCUCUGCAUCCAGUGCUACGACAAGGAGGGUCAUCCCCACAAGAUGGAGAAACUCGGCCUCGACCUGGACGACGGCAGCUCGCCGAGCGACCAGAAGCAAGUCAACCCGCAGGCCGCCCGCCAGCUGUCCAUCCAGCGGUGCAUCCACUCCCUGGUGCACGCGUGCCAGUGCCGCGACGCCAACUGCCGCCUAACCAGCUGCCAGAAGAUGAAGCGCGUGGUGACGCACACGAAGGUGUGCAAGAGGAAGACCAACGGCGGCUGCCCGAUCUGCAAGCAGCUGAUCGCCCUGUGCUGCUACCACGCGAAGCACUGCCAGGAGACCAAGUGUCCGGUGCCGUUCUGCUCGAACAUCAAGCACAAGCUGAAGCAGCAGCAGCUCCAGCAGCGGCUGCAGCAGGCGCAGCUGCUCCGAAGGCGCAUGGCGGUGAUGAACACGAGGACGCUGCCGCAAGGCAACGCGAUGCCGGGCGCGAACAGCGUGGGGCUCGCGUCGGGAGUGCAGUCGGUGGUGCCGGGCGCGGUCAGCCCGGCAAACUCAAUGAACUCGUCGGCGAUGGCGAACAGCGCGAUGGGAAUACAGUCGCCGCACCAGCCGGGCAUCGGGAUCAAGCCGGGCACGCAGACGCCGCCAGCGAACGUGCUGCAGGUGGUGAAGCAGGUCCAGGAGGAGGCGGCGAGGCAGCAGGCGCCGCACGUGGGCUACGGGAAGGUCACGCCCGGCGGCGGAGUGCCGGGACAGAACAUGCCGCCUCCACAACUGAGAAUGGGAGGACACAUGGGAACAGAUCAAGGGGGUAACUUGCUACCGAUGCAGCAGUGGCAACAAAGGUACCCCGGAGGAGCGCAAGGAAUCCGGCAACCCGGCCCCCAGAUAAUCCAACAAGGUCAAAUGGGUCAGAACCCCAUGCAGGGUAACCAAGGGGCGGUUCGACCCGGCGCAGGCAACAUCAAUCCCCAGAGCGCGAUGCAGAAACAAGCCUUACAACAGUUAAUGCAGACGUUAAGGUCGCCACAGUCACCCGAACAACAACAACAGAUACUGACCAUACUGAAAGCGAACCCCCAGUUGAUGGCCGCCUUCAUCAAACAAAGACAGCAGGCUCAACUCCAGCAGGCCAGCGGCGCGGGUGUGGGCACGACGCCCCCACAGCAGCUGCAGCACAUCCUCACGCAGCAGAACAGCGGGCAGCACCAGAACCGGCUGCAGAUGCAGGGCGGCAUGCUCGGGCAGACGCCGGGCCAGAACCCCGGCCAGGGCCUCAACCAAGGUCCGCCGAACCAGUCGCUGACGCCGCAGCAGCAGCAGUGGUACAAGCACCAGCAGAUGCUCGCGCUUCAGCGCCAGCAGCAGCAGCAACAAGUGCAACAGCAGCAGCAGCAGCAACAGCAACAGCCGUUCCAGCAGCCGUCCGCCCCGCCGUCGUAUCAGCAGCGGCUGCCCGCCAUCCGGCAGCCGCACCUCGGCUACAACUCGUAUCCCGAGCAGCAGUACCCGCCCAUGCAGGGCCUCAAGCCGACGCCGCCGCCCGUGCCGUCGCCGCAGGCCGUCAUGGGCCCCCCGCAGGGCAUCUCCGUGCAGCAGCAGCAGCUGCGCAGCCCGCCGCCCAUCCGCAGCCCCCAGCCGUCACCGUCGUCGCGGCCGUCGCCCAGCCCGCGGACGCAGGCGGCGGCCAGUCCCCGCGGGCCGCAGCCGUCGCCGCACGACUCGGCGUCCGAGAUGCUGCUGGGGCAGAACCACGCGGGGGCGCUGCACCCGCACGCCUCCCCCGUCGGCGCCAGCCAGGAGACCGGCGAGGUGCCCGCCAUGACGCCCCAGGACCAGCUCAGCAGGUUCGUCGAGCAGCUCUAGUGGUGAGUGCUGGCGCAGGCCCUGCUACCCCGGACUGGCAGCGGUGCUACGGACUGACGACCCCCGUACAAGUGUAAAGUGAUGUAAAUGUAUACUUAAGGACGACCGACGAGUGUAGCUAUGUAAAUACAGUGUAGAUUUUUAAUCUAAAUGGACUAUGUAUUUUUAAUUGUACAUAUGUUUAAAUACACUCUUGUAUCAUAUUAUAAAUAAUGUUAGUGAAAUGUUUACCUUACGAUGUGAAUGAAGAUACCUAAAAGUAUUUGGCUUGCGAGGCUGUGUUCUUAACUUAACGGAUUGUUACCUGCGGAGGUAGACUCAACAUAGCUACGCACUGUUGCUAUUACUUGUUUUUAUAUUCAAUAUAAGAUGACUCGUGACAAGUUUAUGAUUAGUGAUGCUGUAUAAAGUAGCAGAUUUUUACCGAGACUGUAAGUGUCGUGUCGGUAGCUAUUGUGAUGGUGGCCGAUGGCCCCUAUUUGUUUUUAUAUAAUAUAUUUAUAAUUUAUA